UGGCGCGGUAUGGCGCGCUACUUAGGGCGUCACUUCCGGCAAGGUACUGGAGGCGGGAGAGUGAGGGAAAGGCUGGAAGACGAGAUACUGAGUUUUCCUCUGAUGUGCUGAAGUCUCUUCGCUGGGUUCCUCCGGAUCUUUUCACGAUGACUCCUCCAGGAUGUUUCCUCAGUGAGAAGAAGGCUGUGGUGCAAUGGCAGUGUUUGAUACCCCUCAGGAGGCCUUUGGCAUCCUCCGUCCAGUCUGUGUUCAGCUCACAAAGAGCCAGACAGUGGAGAAUGUGGAACAUCUGCAGGCACAAUUACAAGCUGUGAGUGAUGCUGCCCUUCAGGAAUUGCAGCAGUACAUCCUCUUCCCUUUACGAUUUACCUUGAAGACCCCAGGUCCCAAACGAGAGCGCUUGGUCCAGAGUGUGGUGGAAUGCCUCACAUUUGUCCUCUCUUCAACAUGUGUGAAAGAGCUCGAGCUUCUUCAGGAACUCUUUUCAGAACUCUCUGCAUGUUUGUAUUCACCCAACUCCCAGAAACCUGCCGCUGUGUCAGAGGAAUUGAAAUUGGCUGUGAUCCAGGGACUUAACACCUUAAUGCACUCAGCUUAUGGCGACAUCAUUCUGGCCUUUUAUGAGCCCUCCAUUCUGCCUCGUUUAGGAUUUGCUGUAUCUUUACUGUUGGGCUUGGCAGAACAGGAGAAAUCAAAGCAAAUUAAAAUUGCUGCCUUAAAAUGUUUACAGGUUCUACUCUUUCAGUGCGAUUGUCAAGACCAUCCUAGGUCUUUGGAUGAGCUUGAGCAACAGCAGCUGGGGGAUUUGUUUGCUUCUUUUUUACCUGGAAUCUCAACUGCACUGACCAGGGUUAUCACAGGAGACUUUAAACAAGGUCACAGCAUUGUGGUAUGUUCUCUGAGGGUCUUUUACAAAACAGUAGGCUUUGUUAUGGCUGAUGAACAGCUCAGAAGAAUCUCAAAAGUCCGAGCAAAGCCUGCAGUUGAGCAUAGAAUUGCAGAGCUGAUGGUUCACAGAGAAGGAGAAUGGGUGAAAAAUACUGGUGACAAGUUGGUGAUCCUUAUUAAAAAGAUAAUUGAGUGUAUUUUGGUUCACCCACACUGGAAGGUGAGGCUAGAGCUGGUAGACCUUGUGGAGGACCUUCUUUUAAAGUGCAGUCAAUCACUGGUUGAUUCUGCUGGUCCCCUCCUGAAGGCUUUAGUGGGCCUUGUAAACGAUGAGAGUCCUGAAGUCCAAGUCCAGUGCAAUAAUGUUCUGAGACACUUCGCAGAUCAAAAAGUAGUGGUGGGCAACAGAGCUUUUACUGACAUCUUGUCAGAAAGCCUGCAUUCCCUUGCCACAUCUCUUCCCCGCCUCAUGAACUCCCAAGAUGAUCAGGGCAAAUUCUCUACGCUGUCCUUAUUACUUGGUUAUCUGAAACUCUUGGGCCCCAAAAUAAACUUUGUCUUCAACUCUGUGGCCCAUCUCCAGCGACUUUCCAAAGCACUCAUCCAAGUUCUAGAACUGGAUGUUACUGACAUAAAAAUUGUUGAAGAGCGGAGUUGGAAUUCUGAUGACUUGAGUGCUUCUCCGGAGGGCCCCACCACACGGCGAGGAAACCAAGUGCAGAGAAGAUAUUUCCGCUUCUUCACUGAUGAGAGAGUUUUUCUGCUCUUGCGACAAGUUUGUCGGCUUCUUGGAUAUUAUGGGAACCUUUAUUUGCUGGUGGAUCACUUUAUGGAACUUUACCAGGAGUCUGUGGUUUACCGGAAACAAGCUGCCAUGAUCCUUAAUGAACUGGUUGUAGGGGCUGCUGGGCUGGAAGUAGAGGAUCUUCAUGAAAAGCAUAUUAAAACAAGCCUAGAGGAACUGAGAGAGAUUGUGACAUCUUUACUUGAGGUAUACACGAGCCAAGAAAACUGGUAUUUGGUUACCUGUAUUGAAACUGAGGAGAGGGAAGAGCUAAUGAUGAAACAGUCAGAUCUCCAGGCCAUCACAUCUGGUGUACACACCUGCCAGAUUGUAUCUUUUCCAGCCUUCUCAAAGCCAAGCCCUACUAUUUGUUCCAUGAACAGCAACAUCUGGCAAGUAUGCAUUCAGUUGGAAGGGAUUAGCCGCUUUGCUUAUGCACUAGGAAAAGACUUUCGUUUGCUCUUGAUGUCAGCCCUCUAUCCAGUACUAGAGAAGGCUGGAGACCAAACCCUGCUUAUUAGUCAGGUGGCUACCAGCACAAUGGUAGGUAUUUGUGUUGCUUGCGACUAUGACUCCCUACAGGACCUGAUCAAUCAAAAUUCAGACUAUUUGGUGAAUGGCAUCUCCUUAAGUCUGCGCCAUCUAUCUCUGCACCCUCAUACCUCAAAGGUUUUGGAAGUCAUGCUGCGAAACUCAGAUGCUACCCUGCUUCCUUUGGUGGCAGAUGUGGUUCAAGAUGUCUUGGCCACCCUGGACCAAUUCUACAAUACGAGAGCUGCUUCCUUUGUCAGCGUUCUCCACGCCCUGCUGGUAGCAUUAGCCCAGUGGUUCCCAGAAACAAGUUACACUGGGCAACCCCAAGAUCAAAACUUAAAGGAGGAGGGAAGUUAUUUGCACCAAACUCUUGAGAAUAACACUACAGCUGAAGACAUUGAACAGUUUGUGCUGGGGUACCUCAAAGAGAAGGAUGUGGCAGAGGGAAAUGUCCUGGAGUUUGACAGUGAUGAAGAGGAGCUGUCAGUCCCUCCAAAAUUGGAUGAGAAUGACACCCUUCCAGAUGCAGAACCACCACUGCCAGUGCAGAUCCAGAUAGCCAAGGACGUGAUGGAACGCUGCAUCCACUUGUUGUCAGAUAAAAACCUGAAGAUCCGCCUGAAGGUUUUAGAUGUGCUGGGUUUAUGUGUAGUUGUUCUGCAGUCACAUAAAAACCAGCUGCUUCCUUUGGUUCAUCGGGCCUGGCCCUCACUAGUGCACCGACUCACAAAUGAUGACCCCCUGGCAGUCCUCAGAGCCUUCAAGGUUUUGUGCACACUGGGAGGCAAGUGUGGUGAUUUUCUUCGGAACCGGUUCUGCAAAGAUGUGCUGCCAAAGCUGGCUGGCUCCUUGGUUACCCAGGCUCCCAUCAGUGCCAGGGCUGGACCAGUUUACUCGCACACACUGGCCUUCAAGUUGCAGCUGGCUGUCUUGCAGGGCCUGGGUCCCCUCUCUGAGAGUCUGGAAUUAGGUGAGGGUGACCUGAAUAAAGUGGCUGAUGCCUGCUUGAUUUACCUCAGCACCAAACAGCCCGUGAAAUUACAAGAGGCUGCCAGGAGGUAUUAAAUUCCCCACCCUGCUCCUCUGUCAGCCAGAGGACUGGCUAAGGAACCUGUGAGGACAGGGGCCUGCUGUGAGGCCUCCCACCUUCCAGAGGAGAUGGAUGCGCACCAUGGCCUGCAGAGCAGUUGUCAGCGGCCCCUGGGUUGAGGGGCUUAGGACCUCAGAGGCCAUCAUAUUGGAGUAGACACAAACUUGGCUGUGCCAUGAAGAUUUCUCUUUAUUUUCACUACAUGUGGGUUUUUCCUUCCUAUUUGCUUUUUCUGGCUUCAAAGAAUGACCAAGACUCUGUUUGCUUUUUUUAAUUUGUCAUAUUAAAUAUAGCCUUUGUGGCAGGCUUUUACAUCAGGCUGUAAACUCGGGAAAUGGAAAUUGAUCAGGGGGUGGUUGAUAUAACCAAGGCUGUAAAUGCUAAGAACGGAGAUGCCAUUCCAGUUUAAUGCUUUUAUCUAGUGAAUAUGCCUUGUAAGGAGGGGGCAUAAAUCUUGCAACUUGGGGGGGAGGGGGUUGGAUAUAACCUUUCUGCUUGUUACCACCAGGUGUCACUGUUAGAAUUGGCAAUGCAAAAAAAACAAAAAACAAAAAACCGCUCUCCCAAAGUCCAUCGAGCAAAAUAACUUCAAUGGAUAAAAAACAUAAAUCAUAUUUGGGUGUAGGAGGAGGGGGUCAAGAUAUCAGGAGCUGUACGUGGGCAGCAUCCCUGAGGGUAAGCAUUGAAUUACAAAUAACAGAUCAGACCAGCCACACCCCCAUCGCAGCCCAGUGCAGAGGCAAAUUUAACUGAUUUAAGUUCCCAAGUGGACCCAGAAGCCUGCAGGAUAUCUCCCAGCAUGCAGUGUGUCUCCACAGUUCCGUGCCUUUCUGACCAUGGAGCUUUGCCCUCCUAUAGAUGAAAGGAAUUUGACAUGAGAGCACACAUCCCAAAUUUCUAUUUUUUCUUCAAGCCAGUAUGUGUACUCAGCCUGGCUCAACUCUUUUAGAACCACACCUCUUGGGCCAGUCUUUUACUAGCCUCUGAGGCUCCCUGCCUUGCAGCGUGGUCUUACAUCAUCUAACUGGGCCAAAAGGAAACAAAACUAGGCAGUAUCAGCUUUUAAAUGGAGGAAGUCCAUGCCUGAUAAAUCUCAUGAUAGAGAAACAAAGCUUUUAGACUGCUUGGUCUGUACCAAUUCUUACCUCCACCUGCCAACUGUAGAGCCUGCUACAGAUGCAGGGUGCCAGCAGGUAGUGACCAGCUGGUAUACCUUCUGGUCCUGUACAGGUACCUGGAUGCUUUAUUGCUGUAGUCCUUGAUGUGAAAGAAGGGGGACAUUGCCUCUUCAGCCUUCUCUCUAGCCAUUUUAUGUGACAGCAGAAGGCACCCAUCUUUUUUUCCCUUAGUACAUGUUUGUAGUACACAAGGCUUCAUUGUGGGAAAUAAAGUACAUGUACAUAAUAUAUUUUAAUUCUUUUUAUUCCCCUUCCCCUCCCUCCUUUCCCCUUCUUCCGUCUCAAGGUCCCCUUCCCACUUACCAAAGAUCUACCUUCCUAUUCUCUAUCAUCUUUUUCUUUCCUCUUUAAAUAUUUAUACUUUGGGUUUUUUCAUGUAAGAGAAAGUAUGCAAUAUUGAAGUUUAUGUAUGGGAUUAUUUCACUU
Chinchilla lanigera (long-tailed chinchilla) is the source of this 4900-nucleotide messenger RNA. It is a transcript of the gene Tti1, whose product is annotated as TELO2 interacting protein 1. The record is from RefSeq and is a predicted model, not a curated record. NCBI's taxonomy places the organism in Eukaryota, Metazoa, Chordata, Mammalia, Rodentia, Chinchillidae. The coding region runs from base 194 to 3271 and encodes 1025 amino acids. Gene Ontology annotation, biological process: chromatin remodeling. The transcript has 9 exons. Gene Ontology annotation, cellular component: cytoplasm.